This is a messenger RNA of Drosophila busckii, 535 nucleotides long. RefSeq lists its product as uncharacterized. The coding region runs from base 237 to 473 and encodes 78 amino acids. NCBI's taxonomy places the organism in Eukaryota, Metazoa, Arthropoda, Insecta, Diptera, Drosophilidae. The record is from RefSeq and is a predicted model, not a curated record. The transcript has a single exon.
AGCGGGACAGCGGCACAGCCGUAUGGCCGUAUGGCCGCAUGGCCGUACUGUGUCCAGCGUUUGUGGCGCGCCAGCAUUCAGUACGCCCGCAGAGACGCUGAGCCGUGGAAGAGACCGCAAUAAUAAAUUUGCACGCCGCAUUUACUUUUGACACGCGUAUUCGUUAAGCAACUUAAGUUUGCUUUGCUUUGCUUUUUUUUUUGGGUUUCCAAUUUUUGUGUGUGCAGUGUGUCGACAUGUCGGCGACAAUGACCAAUCUGGCCGCCGUGGUCAAGGAGGCAAAGGAUGAGGAAAUCGAAGUGCCCAAAUCGCACGACUUCUUCGAGUCGAGAACCUUCAAGCUGCUGACAUUAAUGCUCUAUAUGGGCGGCGUUAGCGGCAUGGGCCUGUCGCUGGCGGUUUACUAUCUGUUCAUCUGGGAUUCGCGCAUGCCGCCGCUGCCCGUGUUCAAGCACACGCAUCCCAUUGGCUAGGCGAGAGAGAGAGAGAGAGGGAGAGAGCACGAGCAGCAACCAUAGUAAUCAAGAAAUUUCGG